This is a messenger RNA of Toxotes jaculatrix (banded archerfish), 2344 nucleotides long. It is a transcript of the gene ddx4, whose product is annotated as DEAD (Asp-Glu-Ala-Asp) box polypeptide 4. Gene Ontology annotation, molecular function: ATP binding; RNA helicase activity; RNA binding. Gene Ontology annotation, cellular component: nucleus; P granule. The transcript is spliced from 23 exons. The record is from RefSeq and is a predicted model, not a curated record. Gene Ontology annotation, biological process: cell differentiation; gamete generation. The coding region runs from base 78 to 1994 and encodes 638 amino acids. Lineage: Eukaryota; Metazoa; Chordata; Actinopteri; Toxotidae.
CGUAUGAGUCCGAGCUGCGGCGCGACGAAGACAAUCACAGGGUUCUACUUGGGAAGUAUUUGAUAAAGUAAACAGAAAUGGAUGAGUGGGAAGAGGAGGAAACUGCUACCAGCCAUGUCUCGAGUGAAGAUAUACAAGGAGGCUACUUGAACGGUGAUGGUAGUGAAUGGGGAAAGGGUCGUGGACGAGGCAGAGGCAGGCGAGGAGGAUUUGCAAACUCUUUCUCCUCAGGUGGUGAUGAGAAUGGGAAUGAUGUGAACGACUGGAACAAUACAGGAGGAGAAAGAGGUGGUUUCAGAGGUAGAGGAGGUCGAGGGCGUGGCCGAGGAUUUGGCAGGACGGAUCGGAGCGAAUUCGCUGGAGGAGACGACGGAGUGGCUGAAAAUGGGUUUAGAGGAGGAAGAGGCAGCAGAGGAGGAGGAGGUUUCAGACGAGGUGGUGAGCAGGGAGGCAGAGGAGGCUUUGGAGGAGGCUACCGUGGAAAAGAUGAGCAGAUCUUUGGUCGAGGGGAAGAUAAAGAGCCAGUAAAGGAGGAUGCAAGCAGUGCUGACAGACCAAGGAUCACAUAUGUUCCUCCGAGCCUCCCUGAAGACGAAGGCUCCAUUUUUGCCCACUAUGCGACAGGCAUCAACUUUGAUAAAUACGAUGACAUUAUGGUGGAUGUCAGUGGAACCAACCCACCAAAGGCACUCAUGAGUUUUGAUGAGGCAGCAUUGUGCGAGUCCUUGAGAAGAAACAUCAACAAAUCGGGUUACGUAAAGCCGACACCUGUGCAGAAGCACGGCAUCCCAAUCAUCUCCGCCGGCAGAGAUCUCAUGGCCUGCGCACAGACCGGAUCUGGUAAAACGGCUGCGUUCCUGCUCCCCAUUCUGCAGCAGCUGAUGGCAGACGGUGUGGCGGCCAGUGGCUUCAGUGAGCUGCAGGAGCCUGAAGCCCUCAUCGUGGCCCCAACCAGGGAGCUCAUCAACCAGAUUUUUCUGGAGGCCAGGAAGUUUGCCUUUGGGACAUGUGUGCGUCCAGUGGUCGUUUAUGGUGGAGUCAGCACUGCACACCAAGUAAGAGAAAUAGCAAGGGGAUGCAAUGUGCUGUGUGGAACUCCAGGGAGACUGCUGGAUAUGAUUGGGAGAGGAAAGGUUGGGUUGAAUAAGCUGCGGUACUUGGUGCUGGACGAGGCCGACCGCAUGCUGGACAUGGGCUUCGAGCCUGACAUGCGCCGCCUGGUGGGCUCGCCUGGAAUGCCGUCCAAAGAGAACAGACAGACUCUGAUGUUCAGCGCCACCUACCCUGAGGACAUCCAGAGGUUGGCAGCUGACUUCCUCAAGACCGACUACUUGUUCUUAGCUGUGGGUGUGGUGGGCGGAGCCUGCAGCGAUGUGGAGCAGACGUUUAUUGAAGUUACCAAAUUCUCCAAGAGGGAGCAGCUCCUUGACUUCCUAAAGACCAUUGGAACGGAGCGCACCAUGGUGUUUGUGGAGACGAAGAGACAAGCUGAUUUCAUCGCCACCUUCCUGUGCCAGGAGAAGGUUCCGACAACCAGCAUUCACGGUGACCGGGAGCAGAGGGAGCGGGAGCAGGCCCUGGCAGACUUCCGCUCGGGCAGAUGCCCGAUCCUGGUGGCGACCUCUGUGGCCGCCCGCGGCCUGGACAUUCCAGAUGUCCAGCACGUGGUGAACUUUGACCUCCCCAACAACAUUGACGAGUAUGUCCACCGCAUUGGGAGAACUGGCCGCUGUGGUAACAUCGGGAAGGCGGUGUCUUUCUAUGACCCAGAUGUUGACAGCCCAUUGGCUCGUUCCUUGGUCACAGUCCUGUCCAAGGCGCAGCAGGAAGUGCCCCCAUGGCUAGAAGAGUAUGCGUUCAGCUGCUCCACUACCGGAGGCGUCAACCCCCCCAGGAAGAACUUUGCCUCCACAGACUCCAGGAAGGGAGUGUCUUUUCAGGACAACAGCGUGACGAGCCAGCCGGCCACAGCUGAUGAUGAAGAAUGGGAGUAGAGGGGAUAUGAGAGCAGCACGCGCACACACACACACCUGAGUGUUACCUGAGUUCUUUUUCUGUGUUUCAUGUGUUCAGCUUUUUGUAGUUUUAUUACAGUGGUUUUGUUUCAAGCAAAAGAGAGUUUGUCUCAGGCUGGACGGCAGUUUAAAAAAAAAAAAAAAGUAAGGUGAGAUGUUAAACAGGGAAACUGGGUCUUUUGUAUAAACCAUCUUCACUGACCAGCAUAUUAUCGAAAGUUUGUUAUUUUUGGAAAAAUUUUUUCUAAUCAGUAGUUUCAUUUAACAUUGGUUAUGUGUCUGACCAAAAGUCAGAACUUAAAAAUGUCAUAUUCCAAAUAUAAUUUGUU